This is a messenger RNA of Manihot esculenta (cassava), 657 nucleotides long. Its product is annotated as pathogenesis-related protein PR-4. Gene Ontology annotation, biological process: defense response to fungus; defense response to bacterium. Lineage: Eukaryota; Viridiplantae; Streptophyta; Magnoliopsida; Malpighiales; Euphorbiaceae. Gene Ontology annotation, molecular function: RNA nuclease activity. The record is from RefSeq and is a predicted model, not a curated record. The transcript has 2 exons. Bases 1 to 507 code for a protein of 168 amino acids.
AUGCACGCAAUCGAAAUGGCACGGUUAAUGUGUCUGUGUCUGAUGCUCCUUCUCUGUCUCCUCGCUAAUGGCAUUGCUCAAGAGCAUGGCGAUGAACAUAGUCAGCAGCAAGCCUUGUUUAGACCUAACAAUGAAGGUGAAAGUGCUUCUAAUGUGAAAGCUACAUACCAUUUUUACAACGCUGAGGAAAAUGGGUGGGACUUGCUUGCUGUAGGUGCCUAUUGCUCAACAUGGGAUGCUGAUAAACCCUAUGAUUGGCGUAGUAAAUAUGGUUGGACUGCCUUUUGUGGACCAGUUGGACCCCAAGGCCAAGAAGCUUGCGGCAGAUGCUUGAGGGUGACAAAUACUGGGACUGGAGAUGAAGCAACAGUGAGGAUUGUGGACCAGUGCAGCAGUGGAGGCCUAGACUUGGAUGCAGGCGUAUUCCAGCAACUGGAUACCGAUGGAACAGGCAAUGCCCAAGGUCAUCUUAUCGUGGAUUACCAGUUUGUGGAUUGUGGUGACUGAAGCUCUACUACUAUAAUGUUGAUGAAGAGGAAAGGAAGUAUAUAGUUGCUUUCAAUUUCAAUAUCUGAGAAUAAAAUUUCAUCGAAUAACAAUGAAAAAACUAUGUAUAUUUACAGAAUAAAAAAGACCCUGCCACGGUCUAUUUAAUUA